AUGGCCGUUCCGGUUGAAGAGGCGUCUCUGCCUCUCUAUCACCCCGCCAAGCCCCUCCCGUUUGAGCUUGUCCAGCAUGUGGCUAUUUUCUUUGAGGAAAAGCUCCAUACCCAAGCGCUCAGUCUGCUGCUGGACUCCCUGAGCGUCCACCACAACGCGUCAACGCCCACAUAUAUUCCGUCUCCGCAACAUCUAGCCCUCGCCGCCACAUUCCUCGUUCACCCCUCCACGACGGCCCGCCCUAAGACCACCGAGGAGGAAGAGGCACCCAAUGUAUCUCUGCGUCUGCUACGUUUAGUGAACAGUCUUGUUGGUCCUUUCAACGCACAAUUUAAUACUGCCUUUCUAUUCACGCACUUUGAAACCUCGCGCCAUGGUGGCCGCCGCCAUGCAGAUGAUUCAGCCUUCAGCGAACGGCGAAAACCUCUGAACCUCGACCGCGAUAUUGAUAUCGAUCUUGCACAGUCCGCCUCAGUCUGGUCGCGUGCGGAGGACUUCUGGCAUGCUGUCGGCUGGGCUUUCAAUUGCUCUGUUCUGCACCCGGCUCGUUGGGAGCGAUGGCGUGUCUGGCUUGAGUUUAUGUGCGAGAUCCUCGAGGACGACUGGAGUGAACGGUUACGAAGAAAGGAAAAUGAGCCUUCUAAAACAACCAAAGAUGGAGAAGGAUUGGAGGGCAGCUUGAUAGUUCAGUAUAUCAAUAACUCCAUGGCUGGGUUCGGCCGCAAUCGUCGCAUCCUGCGCUCGAUUUUCGCCGAUGGAACAACCCACUUCGUGAACGAAUUCCGCGAAGUGUUUCACAACGAAGUGAAGCUUUCGCGGAAGAAAACUCCAAAAGAAAAGGAAAAUAAGAAAAGAGAGGCUGCUGUCGAUAUUGAAGCAGAUGAAUACGCCGACUUUUACCUCUCCUCCGACUACGAUACGUCAUCAUCUACAGGGGACCGUGAAUCCAAACGCCCUCGCAGGUCCAGAGGAGCAACCAGAAAAUCAGCUGCGGACAAAUCCAAGUCGAACAUCGACUCUCUACCAAAUCCAAUACUCCCAACUGCCGCCCUCGGCGACACCGCCUCCCUCGCCCUCCGCCAACGCCUUCUCCAGCUCCUUUCUACCGUCUCUGAAGCUCUCCCCAAUCACCUAAUGGAGCUCCAAGAUCUCUACCACCUCUACGUCGAAUUCAUCCGCCCCCUUCCUCUCCCUAUAUACCAGUCUUUCGUCUCCCCGUUCGCCCUCCCGCACUUCACCCCGGCCGCGCAAACAACCCUCUGCGAACUCCUCCUCUUCCGCCUCCGCGAAACCGCCGCGCCACAAUCCGAGAAAGCGUACCUUGACCAGGCCAAGCUCGAAUUGUGCUUUCUACCCUACGCCACGGCGACAUCAAGUCUUUCCGAUAAUGCAAAGAUGUCGAUCACGCUCGAAGCCCUCAUUAUCCUGCUAGCCGAUGACAACCUCCUUGUUGUCACGGACGACACAAAGCGGCUUAUGCAGACAGGUAUUAUCCGGCGUGCUGAAAAGGCACAGUACGAGACCAGGAAGAAUCAGCUUGCUAGAAUGUCCGAAGACAUGGAGUGGAGCUGGCUGUGUGAGAGCGCGGAGCGGUUGAGGUUUCUAGUGGACGAGGUCAUUACGGGAGAUUCGGCUUCUUCGGGGUCUUAA
This is a messenger RNA of Aspergillus calidoustus, 1650 nucleotides long. NCBI's taxonomy places the organism in Eukaryota, Fungi, Ascomycota, Eurotiomycetes, Eurotiales, Aspergillaceae. The record is from the annotation of a GenBank genome assembly.